AUGGCAGACAUAGCAAAAUACGCACCCAUUAACGGCGGCUUUUUGUUCUCAGACUUCAAAACCCACUUCUCAAUCCUCAGAGCCAAAAGAACUGUAACCGUUGCCUACGCUUUCGUCUUCGUCUUCAUAGCCUUCACCAUUUUCCUCGCCUUCACCCCUUCUUCAAACUCCUCUUCUCCCUGGUUCACAAACAUAUUUAACCUCAGCACCUCGAGGAGUAGCGGUAUUCCAAUUUCUACCCCUUCCGACGAGUCCUACAGAUCUCAUUUUUCUUCAAUUUAUAAUUAUUUUUUCCCAAAUUCGUCGUCCAGUGCGCCAACCCCGAGCGCCGCUGGGUCGCAAAACACUACUUUUUCUCGGCCCAGUUCGGAUAAUAAGCCUAAUGUAGUGAAAAACCAGACAAAGGCAGAAGCUUUAACCCAUAAAGAGAAGCCAAAUAACACCUCGAUUUCGGACAUGAAACCCUCUUUGAAUCAAGCUGUGAAGAACAGCACAAACCCAUCAACGGAGUUAAAUCAGUCUCAAAAUAUGAGACAGGGCGAAAAAUCUCGUGAUAAAGCUGAAGUCUUGAAGUCAAAUUCAAGCAUUAUUGCAAAUGGGGAAAAGGGUAUUGUGGUCAAGAAUGUAACUUCUUCUUCUCCGCAGAGAAAGCAUGAUAAUGGCACGAAUUCGGGUGUGCCCAAAAAGGGAAUUGAUGAUCUGAUUGAGUCUCUGAUGAAGUGUGAUCUGUUUGAUGGGAAUUGGGUGAAGGAUGAAUCUUAUCCACUGUACAAACCUGGUUCUUGUUCUCUGAUUGACGAGCAGUUUGAUUGUUUCCUUAAUGGUAGGCCUGAUCAUGGCUAUUACAAACAGAAAUGGAAGCCAAAGGGUUGCACUCUCCCAAGGUUAGAUGGAGCUCAUAUGCUGGAGUUGCUGAGAGGAAAGAGAUUAGUUUUUGUGGGGGAUUCUUUAAAUAGAAAUAUGUGGGAAUCUCUUGUUUGCAUCCUGAGAAACUCUGUAAAAGAUAAGAAGAAAGUCUAUGAAGAAAAUGGUCGGCAACAUUUUCGUGGAGAAGCUUCUUAUUCCUUUGUCUUUGAAGACUAUAAAUGCACGGUGGAAUUUUUCGCAACUCCGUUUUUGGUUCAAGAGUGGGAAGUGACUGGGAAAGAUGGGACAAAAAAGGAAACUUUGAGACUCGAUUUAAUCAGCCAUUCGGCUGAUAGAUAUAAGAAUGCAGACUUCAUCGUGUUCAAUACCGGGCAUUGGUGGACUCAUGAGAAGACUUCUUUAGGGAAGGAUUAUUAUCAAGAGGGCAGCCAUGUGUACAGAGAGUUGAAUGUUCUGGAGGCUUUCCGGAAAGCCACCACAACGUGGGCUCUAUGGGUAGAUGCCAAUGUGAAUCCUCAUACGUCUCUCGUCUUCUUUAGAGGCUAUUCUGCUUCUCAUUUCAGUGGUGGACAAUGGAAUUCGGGUGGCGCAUGUGAUCACGAAUCGGAGCCCAUAAAAAACGAGACAUAUCUCGCAUCAUAUCCCCCCAAGAUGACCGUAUUGGAAAAAGUUAUAAAAAAUAUGAAAACCCAUGUGACCUAUUUAAACGUCACGCGAAUGACCGACUACCGAAAAGACGGUCACCCCUCGAUUUAUCGUAAACAGCAUUUGACCGAUGUUGAAAGAAGGUCACCUUUGAGUUUUCAGGACUGUAGCCAUUGGUGCCUACCUGGCGUGCCCGAUGCAUGGAAUGAAAUCCUAUACGCGGAGAUGUUGGUGAGAUUGAACAAGAAGCAACAAGAGAAAAAAUCUUAG
Messenger RNA from Striga hermonthica, 1782 nucleotides. Lineage: Eukaryota; Viridiplantae; Streptophyta; Magnoliopsida; Lamiales; Orobanchaceae. The record is from the annotation of a GenBank genome assembly.